UCGAAGUUUAGUCUCGCAUUCAAUACAACUAAGAGCACUGCGUGUGGACUGCAGUCGAAGUAUUUAAUAUGCUGCACCAUAUGCCGUAUGCAUUGUAAAAGCUCGGCAAGCGAUUGUGGAUAACAACACCAGCAAACAUGUCCCAACAGUCCACCAUUGAGCUGACGACGGAGCAGCUGCAAUUAAUGCUCGACUCGGUGCGUUCAGCUGCCGUUGCGGCAGCGAAUUGUGCCGCCCCAGCCACGGUGAAGAUGAGGGGCACAUUCAUGUAUUGCAAUAGUCGUCUGGGCGAUCAACACGACACCGCUUAUGUCGAGGAAUUUAUUCAAUCUGUGCUGGCUUACAAGGAUAUGGAAUCGAUCAGCGAUGAGGACGCACUUAAAAGCAUCGCCAUACUGUUUUACAGCGAGGCCGCCUUAUGGUGGAUGGGUGUGCGUGGUGCCAAAGAAGUACACACUUGGGACGAGGCAAUCGCAUUGAUUCGUCAGCACUUCGCACCUGCCAAGCAGCCUUAUGAACUCUACAUGGAGAUCUUUGAGGAGAAGCAAAAUGACAAGUUGGCCAUUGGUACAUUCGUCACAAAGUCACGUGCAUUACUGGCACAAUUGCCCGAGGGGCGACACGAUGAGGAGACCGAGUUGGACAUGGUUUAUAGUUUGUUGAAUAGUAAAUACCGACGUCAAAUAUUACGGCAGGACGUCAAAACUUUCCGUGAUUUACUCGAGAGAGGGAGAAUCGUUGAGCGUAAUUGUAGGGAGGCCGAAGUAAAGAAAGGAAACAGUCAGGCAGGAUCAGUUUGAAAAUUUCUAUCGAUAGGUUGCUUAAUUGUAUACAUCUCUUGCACUUGAAACACGAAGAUCGUGGAUGAGAUAAUGUAAUUUCUCGGAACAAAGACACCGGGGUAUUUAUAAGUUGUGAAGAUCCGAAGCUUAAGAGCUCACAAUAUGUCUUAUAUAGCUUCAUGCAAGAAAUUAGUUAAAGAUACAUACAAAUGUAAUACAUGAAAAUACAUAAAAUGAAUUAAGAGAUUUAUAUGUUAUUUGUUUAAUA
Messenger RNA from Zeugodacus cucurbitae (melon fly), 1050 nucleotides. Its product is annotated as activity-regulated cytoskeleton associated protein 1. The transcript has a single exon. Lineage: Eukaryota; Metazoa; Arthropoda; Insecta; Diptera; Tephritidae. The record is from RefSeq and is a predicted model, not a curated record. Bases 138 to 800 code for a protein of 220 amino acids.